AUGGCCAAUGGUAGCGUCUUCUCCAGUAACGUCACCCAGGUGUCUCCCGGCAACAAUAGGACUGCGGUGAUUGUGCAGACAUUCUUUUUUACCUUGUUGCUUCUGUGCUUCAUCAUGUUCCUUUAUCUGAUAUUGGGGAUACUGAACAUCUACUUCUCUACCCCCCAUCUCCGAGAGACCCUUCGCUGUGUCUUCUUUGCCCACAUGCUUGUCAGUGACACCCUUUAUUUUCUAGUUGCGCUCUUCCUGCUGUUGAGUAGUAUAAUAUAUGUUUUCCAAAUGCCGAUACCCUUCUGCCUCGCUAUCCAGACUUUGGCCACAGCAACGUACAGGGUCACGCCAUACAAUCUGGCGGUCAUGUCCAUAGAACAAUACAUCGCCAUAUGUUUCCCUUUAAGACAUGGAGCAUUUUCCACUGACCGUAAUUCAAAUGUGGCCAUUGCAAUAAUGUGGGUGGUUGGGUUGAUGCCUAAUGCCGCUGAAUUUAUUGCCAUGAGCCCGGUGGUCACCAAGGACUUUUUUCUCCACUCUGCUAUCUGCAACCGGGCUGUUAUAGUCCUGCACCCAGUACAAGACACUAUACAGUCAUUUAGUUACAUCGUCACAUUCGUCCUGGUGGCUCUCGUCAUUGUCUACACCUACAUCAAGGUUAUGCUGGUGGCUCAGAAGAUCACUUCUAAACAAAUGGCAGCCUCCAAGGCUGGUAAAACAGUCAUGCUCCACGCUCUCCAGCUCUUUUUAUGCAUGAAUGCCUUCCUCGCCUCCCUCACAGAGAAAUAUCUAAAAGACUACAUUCCAUUCAUCUUCUUGAUUAACUUUCUGAUCUUCAUGUGCUUGCCGAGGUUCCUUAGUCCCUUAAUUUAUGGGCUGAGGGAUGACGCUUUCCGCAAAGGAAUAAAACACUUAUUCUCUAUACCUUGCUGUAGAUAAAGCCUUCUAAGAACCCAAUGGCAACCAUAUACAGGUCAACCAUACACAUGGAGUGAGGAG
Xenopus laevis (African clawed frog) is the source of this 990-nucleotide messenger RNA. Its product is annotated as odorant receptor 131-2. NCBI's taxonomy places the organism in Eukaryota, Metazoa, Chordata, Amphibia, Anura, Pipidae. The record is from RefSeq and is a predicted model, not a curated record. The transcript has a single exon. The coding region runs from base 1 to 930 and encodes 309 amino acids.